AGGAAAUGUACUGUAGAAGAUAUAUAAGGGCUGAGAAUUGAGAAACCAUAAGGUCAGGCUUAAUAUCUCAAUUCUCAACUACUAUUUAACCAAAAAAAAAAAAUAUAUAUAUAUAUAUAUAUAUAUAUCUCAACUACUAAGAGAUUAGUAGCAUGUGAACAGAUUUUAGAGGAUGGAUUUGGGUGAUUUCCUGAAAAGGUCAAGCGUAGAUUUGUGGAUGCUCAUGGAAGCAACAAUCACCGUGGCUUCUUGGGAUGAGUACCGUAGUGAAUUAAAGCAUCGAAAGGAAAGUAUCGUGGAGCUGAUCAAUAAGGCAACAAUGGGUCCUCUUUUGUCCCCAACAAAGUGCCACGCUGCUAUGGUUGAGUUGGUUGAGCUCUACAACGACUACGAUGGUGAUGAUCACGAGUACCACGAUGUGUUGGUAAAAUUGGAUGAGCACAAGAACAAGAUUCUUGACAUAAAGGAGCGUCUUGGUAGUCUUGAUCAUCAGGAGUCCAAAGCUUCUUUGGUUGAGUUGCUCGAGAGUAUAGUAGACAUGAUUGGAGAGCAAGUGAGACGAUUAAAGAAGCCUGAAAAUGAAAGGUUAUUGGCAACUCGCGUACUUGUGGGCAGGUGGGUUGGUAUUGUAGAUGAAUGGUUAAAGUUGGAUGAGACUAGAAAUCAGGUUAAUGUGGCUGAUCACCAAGUUCUGAAUGAGAGUAGUUUCGAACAACAACAACCACAACCGAAGCAGAAGUUGAAGUUGAAGUUCAGGCCCAAGAAAAACGAAGCUGAAGGAGCUGCUCCUCAAAAUAGAGAAAGAAACGGGGCUCCUAAUGAAGAAAAAUCUGUCCGUGAAUCUUCUCCUCUUCCUCCAAAAAAGAGAAGAGGACCAGAGUAGAUCAGUAAUAUUGUAAAGGAACCUAAGGUGGCUUACAGAUUCUAGAGUUGCUCACCUAGUGAAUGAAAUUGAUGCUCUGUUGGAUAGAUUAGAUGAAUGAGCGCCCACUUGUGCAUGUCAGACGAAUAUGAUUCCUGUAGCGUAUGAAUUUUCAAGAUUGUUGUUUUCUUUGUACCUUUUCUUUGUUUUCUUUUUCUUUUUUCUUUUCUUUUAAAGGGAAAGAGCAAUGGAAUGUAUUUGAUCUCAUAUUCUGAACAGAGAUG
Quercus lobata is the source of this 1146-nucleotide messenger RNA. RefSeq lists its product as uncharacterized. The record is from RefSeq and is a predicted model, not a curated record. The transcript is spliced from 2 exons. The coding region runs from base 173 to 883 and encodes 236 amino acids. NCBI's taxonomy places the organism in Eukaryota, Viridiplantae, Streptophyta, Magnoliopsida, Fagales, Fagaceae.